Penicillium salamii is the source of this 912-nucleotide messenger RNA. Lineage: Eukaryota; Fungi; Ascomycota; Eurotiomycetes; Eurotiales; Aspergillaceae. The record is from the annotation of a GenBank genome assembly.
AUGCCAAAGCUGGCAUCUCGUAUUCCAUUCCGACGGGUCACUUCCCGAUCUUUUGCCUCAGAGGCGCGACACCGGCUGGCGCAGCCUCGACAUGGCCUCCUCACUGAACCCUGGCCCUCUCCAACACCCUCUUUGCCCGCCGCUUAUUUCACACCCACUAGGCUUCGGCGGGAGGGAGGGCUAAGCGACCGUAGAGACGACCAUAAGCCGCCAGAUGAACGAACGCUGAAGCUUGGAAAGACUCUCCGAACCCUCUCUCCACUUCUCCCCACUCUUCUCUAUAACACACUACCAACCAACAUUCUCUCUCCAAGUGUGAACCUCCACCUAUUCCCAUCCACCCAUCCUCACCUCCCCAUCGUCAAAGGCCGCACCCUCUACCGCGCAGCGCUAUGGACCGUCCCUGUCGCAUGGAGCAGCGUCCCACUAGUCGGCAAUGUCAAGCUCCAAAUCCUCAGCGAGCGGAUUGUGCGCUCGGGAACACUUCUUGACCCCACCCAUGACGGCAACCACCAUGACUGUGGCGAUGAGCGUCUCAUAGUUCGUUGGAAAACAGAGCCUCGAACAGACAGCAGACCAUUCCAUGCUCCCUCAACAGCACCAAAACCUCAGACCAGUCAUCUCUCCAAUUCAGAAGGCACCAACAAAGGUCUGAGUGUUCUUCUGGGUGGAGAUGAGCCGAUCUUCAAGCUCUCGAAAGAAGAGCAAUUCACGGGGAUCUUCAUCUUUUCUUUCGAUGAGGAGGGUCGCAUCUUGACUCAUACGAUUGAACAUGCAGAUGAGGCGGAUGGCUGGGACCGGACUGCGAAAUUCGUCACUUUGACGGAUUGGCUAAUUGGAAAGGCCCGCGGUUCAUUGGAUCCCAACCCGGAGCUUGCGAUACAGUGUCAGAACGAAGUCGCUAGAAGAUGA